Messenger RNA from Triticum turgidum subsp. durum (durum wheat), 471 nucleotides. Lineage: Eukaryota; Viridiplantae; Streptophyta; Magnoliopsida; Poales; Poaceae. The record is from the annotation of a GenBank genome assembly.
AUGGCGGAGGACCUGCCAAGGUUGUCACCUCAAUCUGCUCUGAAGAUGGACCAGUGGAAGACGGCGGCGACGACACAUUUCUUGGCGUACGAGGGCGCGGCGGAGGCGGAUACGUGGGGCCUGGCAAAGACGGCCGUGCUCAUCGGCAUCAACCUCGCCGACGACGCCAUCUUCGACCUCACCCACGGGAAGAUCCUCCCAGAGCCCAAGGACAAGAAGGCCGAGGCGGCCAUGGACGCGUGCGUGAAGGCGUACGACAAGGUGGGCCUGGCCUUCGCGGAGGCUUCCGACGAGCUCAGGGCGCGCCGGUACCCGGCGGCCAAGGAGGAGAUGGCGAGCGUCGCGCCGCUCCUGCAGCGGUGCGACGGCGGGCUCGUCAAGGUCGGGCUCCCGUCGCCGCUGCCCAGGUACAGCGCCGACUGCCUGCAGACGACCAUCAUUGGCAUCGCCAUAACCAACCUCGUCAAGUGA